GUGGACUUUAUACAGAAUUCAUCAAUCAUACGUGAGCCAACUAAUACACCGUACGAUGAAGUUUUCACUGACGGCAUUGAACCACCACGUUGCUGGCCUAUAAUAGCGAUAAUACAAUAA
Cercopithifilaria johnstoni is the source of this 120-nucleotide messenger RNA. Lineage: Eukaryota; Metazoa; Nematoda; Chromadorea; Rhabditida; Onchocercidae. The record is from the annotation of a GenBank genome assembly.